AUGACUCAACGAGUUGCCACUGCUUACUAUCCACAGACAUACGGGCAAGCUGAAGUGUCGAAUCGAGAAAUAAAGUCCAUUUUGGAAAAGACUGUUAAACCUAAUAGAAAGGAUUGGAGUUUGAGACUAAAUGACGCACUUUGGGCUUAUAGGACAGCUUACAAGGGACUAAUAGGCAUGUCACCUUACCAACUCGUUUUCGGUAAACCGUGCCAUCCCUUGGUCAAAUUAGAGCAUAAGGCAUUUUGGGCAGUUAAGCACUGUAAUAUGGAGAUGGAUUCUACAGGAAGGUCUCAGAAGUUGGACAUCCAAGAACUCGAGGAAAUUAGAAAUGAUGCAUAUGAAAAUGCUCGAGUUUAUAAAGAAAAGACGAAGGCAUUUCAUGAUAAGUUAAUCACUAGGAAGCAGUUUUCAAUAGGAUAA
This is a messenger RNA of Gossypium raimondii (Peruvian cotton), 423 nucleotides long. RefSeq lists its product as uncharacterized. Gene Ontology annotation, molecular function: nucleic acid binding. Lineage: Eukaryota; Viridiplantae; Streptophyta; Magnoliopsida; Malvales; Malvaceae. The record is from RefSeq and is a predicted model, not a curated record. The transcript has a single exon. The coding region runs from base 1 to 423 and encodes 140 amino acids.